Carassius auratus (goldfish) is the source of this 2903-nucleotide messenger RNA. It is a transcript of the gene foxf2a, whose product is annotated as forkhead box F2a. Gene Ontology annotation, molecular function: RNA polymerase II cis-regulatory region sequence-specific DNA binding; DNA-binding transcription factor activity, RNA polymerase II-specific. Gene Ontology annotation, cellular component: nucleus. Gene Ontology annotation, biological process: regulation of transcription by RNA polymerase II; animal organ morphogenesis. The record is from RefSeq and is a predicted model, not a curated record. The transcript is spliced from 2 exons. Lineage: Eukaryota; Metazoa; Chordata; Actinopteri; Cypriniformes; Cyprinidae. The coding region runs from base 979 to 2133 and encodes 384 amino acids.
ACACUGCGCUGUGUGUGGUAUCCGAGCACUGGCGCAGCGGCUGAUGGAAAAAGCCUGCUUCCACUCACGUCAAAAUCAUUUAUCCAGAACAGCCCUUUACAAGAACUUGUAUACACUUGGAGAUGGACUUUUUUCGCCCACCCCCAUCAUGCGUACUUGACGAGAUGCUCAACCAGGUCACUGCCUUAACGUGCUCGCAUUCCUCUCUCCUCGGUGAAGCGACGUGCUCUCGCUUCGCACUUACUUCUCCCGACGGUCAAACGCGCCAUUACAUCGUACCACUCACUAGAAGUGCUUUUCUAUUUAAACCUCCCGUUUUCCACUGCCAGAACUCUCACCAAAACACGCCAUUAAUUACUGGAGCCCUGACAGCCUUCGCCCCGGUGUUUGGCGUGUGGCGCUGUUGAUUGAACCGUCGGACUAGGCUUGAUAAAUGGCGUUAUUGCGUGUAUUUAGGCUGUCAGAGGGGAGGUGGGGAGUCUCUCUGCUCGGACUCUGCACAGCCUCCUGCCAGACCGAUAGCUGGAGGCAUGCCAGACAUGGAAAGGGGUGGGCCUCUGCAGUUUGAGGAGAUUUCUUGGAGGAAUUUAGUGGGGAUCUAGGGGGCAGAGAGAGAUUUACGAAUUGAUAGGUGGUCGCGUUUUGUUUGGCCGCACAUCUUUGCGCCAGAGGACUCUGGAGCAUUGAGUUUCCUUCUCUUAAAGGAUUAGUCCUCACGAUGGCCACCAAGAGACUAAGGAGGGGUCGCUAUCCUGGCGACACACAGCUGGUGGCUUCACCCAGGAGCGCGUUCUUCGAGCAGAGCAGAGUUGUGGCGCACUGACCUCGGCCGCCUAGAACAGUCACUGGCUUUUAAAAGAGAUUUGCUUGGAGUACACAGAGUUUUCUCCUUUAUUUUUUAGUUCUGACUCUACUUUUGAAAAUUAAACCCGUCUUUUAUACAGCCGUUCAGCUCCCUUCGGGCUCCCAGGCUUCGCGAUGACGACCGAGAGCUCUCAGCAGCAGCUGGACCCGCCGGCUCCCAUCAGAUCCAGCCCCGCAUCCAGUGCCAUGCACUCGGCGCUUCAGAGCACGCAGCCCGCGGUGGAGAGCACAGCUGCGACCGGCACCAAGGGCAAGAAGUCCAACUCGGGCAUGAGACGACCCGAAAAACCGCCGUACUCCUAUAUCGCCCUCAUAGUCAUGGCUAUACAGAGCUCUCCGACCAAAAGGUUAACGCUGAGUGAAAUCUAUCAGUUCCUCCAAGCGCGUUUCCCGUUUUUCAGGGGUUCCUACCAAGGCUGGAAAAAUUCCGUCCGACACAAUUUGUCUCUCAACGAGUGCUUCAUCAAACUUCCCAAAGGCCUCGGGCGACCGGGCAAAGGCCACUACUGGACCAUCGACCCCGGGAGCGAGUUCAUGUUCGAGGAGGGCUCUUUCCGACGCAGGCCCCGUGGUUUCCGAAGGAAAUGCCAGGCUCUCAAACCGAUGUACCGCAUGAUGAACGGCAUCGGCUUCGGCGCUUCGAUGCUGCCCCAAAACUUCGACUUCCAGUCGCCCUCCGCGUCCCUGGCCUGCCACACCAACAGCUACAACCUGGACAUGAUGAGCAACCCUGUGCCCGGCGUUCACACGGGUUACGAUGGCCUCAGCACAGCAGGUCAUCAUGUCUCACACAUGUCGCCCAGCUCGGGCUCCACAUACAUGACGGCAUGCCAGGUCGCUCCCAACGGCGAGUACGGCCCGGAAAACAGCAACAGUCCGCUGCACUCUCCGCCGGCCAUGAGCGGCUCUCUGGAGUGUCACUCUCCGUACGGAGCCGCCUCGGCGCACUGGGCUUCAUCAGGUGUGUCUCCUUACAUUAAACAGCAGCCGCUGGCCUCCAGCAGCCCAAACUCCUCCGGAUUACACUCCAGCAUGCCCCCUUAUUCUCUGGAGCAGGGCUAUCUGCAUCACAACGGCCGAGAGUCGGCAGACAUCUCAGCAGGAAUGUCUCGAUACCAGUCCCACUCAUCGCCAGUCUGUGACAGAAAAGACUUUGUGCUGAACUUCAACGGUAUAACGUCGUUUCAUCCAUCCAGCAGUGGAUCCUACUAUCAUCAUCAGCUGCAUCACCAAGGAGUCUGUCAAGAUGUAAAGCCAUGCAUCAUGUAAUUUAAACCACGACAAGCAGAAAAUAAUAAUAAUAGUCUAAUAAUAAAGCCGAACGUACGGACUGAACUCGCACAUGACGAGAUUGCGUGCGUUUGAUGCACGGUCAUCUAUGAAGAAUAAACACAACCAAUGGAAGGCGUUCAUCUCUCCGUAUUACUGAGAGAAACUAUGAAGAAAGACACGAACUGAUCGGAACUGAGGACUCCACAGGGAAGGAGAGCGUUUGGGCUUUUUUUUUUUUGGAAAGAUCAUGACAUAUAUUUACUAUCUUGGAAAGACCUCGAAGCGUCUGCAAAUGAGGAGACGUGAUCUUUAACAAAGCUGUUUAUCCAGUCCAUAAUUAAUAGCCAAGUCUUUUGUUUGAUUUGACCACAUUUUCAGUGAGGAUGAGAGGGGAAAGGGCUCGGUGCCUGAGCAUUUCAAGCCGUAGUGAAAUUAAACCUGUUUUUUCUCGAUGCACUCAGAAACAUCGCGAGAUUCAGAAAUCUGAGCUCAGUCGCGUGGGAAUCGAUGCAUGUCACAAACCCACUUAAUUACUAAAUAUCUUAUUUGUCUAAACCUUAUGUGUGUUUCUUUUUGACGGCUCUUCAGUGAUUCCACCUCUUAUAUUUUCAGGGGUGAGUGUGUAGGUCUGGGGAUAAUUCAUGUGUUAAAGGAAAGAGGCCUACACAAAUACCGUAUUAGAAUAAUAAUGAUUGCACUUUUGUUAGUUUAACAAGUUGACAAAUUACAGUUAUGUACAGUACAAUAAAACGAUGUAUUCUCAAAAA